CUCCAACUCCAACACCACUUCUUCCAUUUCUGGCAUCCAUCCCACAUCCUCACAUUCCCAACUGGUUUCAACUUCCCAAAUUCAUCCUCACAACUCCCAAAUCCCAACUUCCAAUCCUCCCCAGCACAUAUAAAAAUGGAUUCCCUAACCACCAUUAAUCAUCAUCCGACAUGUCACACUCUCGCGCCAGCAGUCUCUCCCCGCCCUCCGACGGCGGCCCCACCUUUCGCGGAGUCAGGAAGAGGAAGCGAAGCCAGAAAUGGGUCUCCGAAAUCCGGGAGCCCCGAACGCCCAAUCGGAUUUGGCUCGGCACAUUCCCCACCGCCGAGAUGGCCGCCGUCGCCUACGACGUGGCGGCGCUGGCCCUCAAGGGGAAACACGCUGACCUCAACUUCCCCAACUCCUCUGCUUCCUUGCCCGUCCCGGCCUCCACCUCCGCCGCCGACAUCCAGGCCGCCGCCGCUAGUGCCGCCGCCGCUGCUGGGGCCGCGGUGGACGCUCUCGUCGGCGGAGGAGGGAGUGUGGACAAGGCGGAAGAAGCACAAGCAGAAGCCGCGGCGGCGAAGACGCCUUUGGCGGGUGAAUUUAUUGAUGAGGAUUUGAUCUUUGAUUUGCCUAAUGUUCUUGCGAGCAUGGCCCAAGGGAUGCUCAUGAGUCCGCCGCGGUUUGGCUUUGUCGACGACGACGCCGGCGAUUUUGAAGUAUCGGUAACAGACGAUUACCUCUGGAACUAUCCCUAAUUAAAAUCGAAACCAAAAGCGCUAGUCACUGCUUCAACAGCGAUCGUGAUCAUAGAUAAUUAAGUAAUGUUACGUUGGCUCAAUGUAUAUAUAUGUAUAUAUUUUUGGAAAAUAACACACGCGGUCGCAAUGAAGAGCAAGAUCGAAUGGAAAAAACCUCUAUUUCUAAUUAUCAUCAGACUACACAAUACAAUAUGUUACUUUUGAAUUAAUUGGUUGCUUGCAUAUAAUUUUGUUUUUGGAUGAAGCAAAGAUAGACCUAAUAUGA
This is a messenger RNA of Salvia splendens (bonfire salvia), 1008 nucleotides long. RefSeq names its product ethylene-responsive transcription factor ERF024. Bases 171 to 740 code for a protein of 189 amino acids. The transcript has a single exon. NCBI's taxonomy places the organism in Eukaryota, Viridiplantae, Streptophyta, Magnoliopsida, Lamiales, Lamiaceae. The record is from RefSeq and is a predicted model, not a curated record. Gene Ontology annotation, biological process: regulation of DNA-templated transcription. Gene Ontology annotation, molecular function: DNA binding; DNA-binding transcription factor activity.